Messenger RNA from Odocoileus virginianus texanus, 2452 nucleotides. NCBI's taxonomy places the organism in Eukaryota, Metazoa, Chordata, Mammalia, Artiodactyla, Cervidae. The record is from RefSeq and is a predicted model, not a curated record.
UCGUUUCCGUAGCAGUAUGGCGACCACGGAGGAUGAGCGGCCGGCGGGGAGCGGAGAGGGAGAGCGGUUGGAUUUCCUGCGAGACCGGCACGUGCGGUUCUUCCAGCGCUGCCUCCAGGUUUUGCCUGAGCGCUACUCUUCGCUCGAGACCAGCAGGUUGACUAUUGCAUUUUUUGCACUCUCUGGGCUGGAUAUGUUGGACUCCUUAGAUGUGGUGAACAAGGAUGAUAUAAUAGAGUGGAUUUACUCCCUGCAGGUCCUUCCCACAGAAGACAGAUCAAAUCUAAAUCGCUGUGGUUUCCGAGGCUCUUCUUACCUGGGUAUUCCAUUCAAUCCAUCAAAGAAUCCUGGAACUGCUCAUCCUUACGAUAGUGGCCACAUAGCAAUGACCUACACUGGCCUUUCAUGCCUAGUUAUUCUUGGAGACGACCUAAGCCGGGUAAAUAAAGAAGCUUGCUUAGCAGGCUUGAGAGCCCUUCAGCUAGAAGAUGGAAGUUUUUGUGCAGUCCCUGAAGGCAGUGAAAAUGACAUGCGAUUUGUAUACUGUGCUUCCUGUAUCUGCUAUAUGCUCAACAACUGGUCUGGCAUGGAUAUGAAAAAGGCUAUCAGCUAUAUUAGAAGAAGUAUGAGUAUCAGGUUUGAGUGGCCGUCUCCUUCACAUCCUGGAAAACGUGCUCUCGUUUUCGGGUGUCUCUUCUACAAGUCUCCUGCACUGCCAAGCGUCUCCUCAGCCACGGUGCCCACUAACGUCCUUCACAGUAGAGGAUCAACUUUUUGUGGCAUUGCAUCACUGUGCCUGAUGGGUAAACUAGAAGAAGUUUUUUCAGAAAAAGAAUUGAACAGGAUAAAAAGGUGGUGUAUAAUGAGACAACAGAAUGGUUAUCAUGGAAGGCCUAAUAAGCCUGUUGACACCUGUUACUCUUUUUGGGUGGGAGCAACGCUAAAGCUUCUGAAAAUUUUCCAGUAUACUAAUUUUGAGAAAAAUAGAAAUUACAUCUUAUCAACUCAAGAUCGCCUCGUUGGUGGAUUUGCCAAGUGGCCAGAUAGUCAUCCAGAUGCUUUGCAUGCAUACUUUGGAAUUUGUGGCCUGUCACUAAUGGAGGAAAGUGGCAUUUGUAAGGUUCAUCCUGCCCUGAAUGUAAGCACACGGACUUCUGAGCGCCUGCGAGAUCUCCAUCAGAGCUGGAAAACCAAGGACUCUAAACAGUGCUCAGAGAACGUACACAUCUCCACAUGACUAGCUUUAGAUUGGGGGGUGGUGGGGAGGAUUUGUAGCCUAACUGUAGCUCAAGGUUAAAAGCCAUGUGUAACCAAGUGUUCUCUUUUCUAAGAGGUAGUCUUACAAUCAGAUGCUGAUGUCACUUUGGGAUAUGGUCUUGAGCCAGUAACCUUUGUACUAGGUUUCAAGAAAAUCUUUGUUGAAGUUUGAACCACAGUGGACUCCAUCGUGGUUCUUAAAUGUUUAUACUAUAUUUCUAAGUUCUUUGAGGCAAAUUAACUGUAUGUAUGUAGGUUUUUUUUUUAAAAAACAAAAACAAAAAACUUCAGUACAGAAUUGUAUCAUAUUAUAAAAUGGACAUGAAUCUUCAAAAGAAGUUUACAGUUCACAUAGCAUUGGUAAUCUUCAGGUGAGCACUUAGUGAUCAUUUAAAAAGCUUGACUGCUUAUGGUGGAACAUUGCUUUAAUGAAUUAAGUAUCUGGGGUUAUUCUCUGAAAACAGAUGAUCCCAUAAUUUUUAAAAGAAGAAUGACUUAUUUUGUCUUAUUCUUAAAUAAAAUGUGCCAAUUAAACUUUUGUGGGCUAUAUACAAAUGAAAUUAACUUCAUAGCAAGAAUGAAUAGGCUUAACUAAUACAGUAAUUUCUUAAAGGGAGAUUGUUAUAAAAAGACUAUUAUGUAACUGAGGAGAAAGUAAUUUAACUGUAUGUGAUUGUGAAUGGGAAAGUUUUGUGCUGUGUGGGUCAUCUGUUUUAGAUGUUGCUGGGGUAAAUAACAGUCAUGUUUGAUUUUAAUCUCGAAUCAUUAGUUGCUUUUUUUUUUUUCCUUUCUGCAGAGAAAGCCGUCUUACCUAGAGGGAAAAACAUCUAGUGGUUUUGUUUCUUUUUCUGAGAUAAAUUGUAAACUGUAUUUUUAUAACUGAGUUAUUUUUAAACAUUUGGUUUGUUGUUGUUGUUGUUGCUCCCUGUGUUUUAGCUUUUCUGAUUUCAAACUGAUGAUUUUCUAAUUUUUUGAAGUUAAAUAAGUAAACAUUUAAGUGAAAAAAAAAUAGCACCACUCAAUUAAAUUUAAUGGUAUAGCUCCAUACACAGUCAUUCAUAUUUUUGUAAUAUUUUCAGGUAAGUGGGAAGGUAAUGUAUCCCUUAGAGGUUAAGGACUGGGGUUUGCUUUUCAUUGUUCUGUUUUCUUCAUUCUGUAACCUACCUGAAUUAUAAAGAAGUGGUAUAAAAACUUA